Tripterygium wilfordii is the source of this 782-nucleotide messenger RNA. RefSeq names its product CASP-like protein 1F2. Lineage: Eukaryota; Viridiplantae; Streptophyta; Magnoliopsida; Celastrales; Celastraceae. The transcript is spliced from 3 exons. The record is from RefSeq and is a predicted model, not a curated record. The coding region runs from base 144 to 782 and encodes 212 amino acids.
UCAGUUCUGCUAUAUAUAACAUAUAUCAUCGAUCCUCAAUUCCACAACAUCCCCUUCAUCAUCUCCUCCUUGAAUACAUAGGACUAAACACUCUUUUCAGUUUUUGAUAGUAGGUCUACUCUCUUCUCUUGAGACUAAAGACGAUGACUACUUCUCAUUCGCAAUCCAAAAAUGAUUCAAACUUGUCAACCAAAGUUUUACAGAGAGCUCUGUUCAUGGCUCAAGUGGUGACCAGGACAUUAGUCAUUGCAUACACUGUGGGGGCAAUAUCAUUACUGCUCACUAGCCGUGAAUAUGCCUUCGUUUUUACCCAAAAAUUCACUGCCGAGUACUCGUAUUCAUCUGCAAUGAGUUACAUUGAAAUAUCCACCUUCAGUUUAAUUAGUCUGUCAAUUCUUACUUUUUUUCUAUCUGGUUUUUGUUUUUGUUUUUGUAGGUUCUUGUUUGUUGCAGAUAUUGCAGUAUGUGCCUUGUCAAUUCUGUCACUGGCCUAUGUUUCCGUUGUACACUGUUCAGGAUCAACAAAUCCUGCAAACAAUUUCAUUCUCUUCUUGCAUGACAUGGUAACGGCAAUGGUGAUGUUAGCAGGAUGUGCAGCAGCAACCGCAGUGGGUUAUGUGGCUCACUAUGGGGAAACCCGAAUGGCUUGGCAGCCUAUUUGCUAUAUGGUGCCCAUGUUUUGCCAUAAAACUGUGGUGUCAGUCACCUUGUCAUACUUGGCUUUCUUUUCCUACUUCGCACUUGCUACUAUCAAUGCCUACAAACUUACCUCUCCAAACUGA